GGGAGUUGCAGAGAUAUACUUACACAUGAAGUUUUCAAAAAGUUGGGAUUCUCAGUACAACUUAUGAGACCCUGCGAAUUCCCGUUAGUAGGACUGUCUGGAAGGGAGGUGCCAGUAGUGGGAAUCAUCACAAUACCCAUCCAUGUUGGCAAUACCGCUCAAAAAGCUGUGGUAACUUUGGAUUGCUUUGUCAUAGACAUACCAUGCUCUUUUAACGCAAUCUUAGGAAGACCAGGAUUAAAUGCAUUACAAGCAGUAAUCUCCACAAGCCAUAUGAUGAUCAAAUUUCCUACGCCAAAAGGUAUUGGAGUAGCAAGAGGAAGAUUUGCAGAAAAUCAGGAAACUGUCACAGCACAGGUCUCUGAACAAACAGAAAUCCGGAAACUAUGGCCCAAGUCCCGAACUUGGGAUCUAAUUGCAAUAGGUGAUAUCGGGAGAAGAAGAGCAUUGACAGUAGAUACAAUGGAUGCACUAGAAGGAAGCGUAGCUGACAUUCCUGGAAUAGACCUUGAAGUCGCAUGCCAUAGGCUCGAGGACAACUAUGCAUUACCUAACAUAGAUGAAUUAGUGGACAACUCCUCCGGAUAUGAAGUACUCAGUUUUUGUGACGCCUAUUCAGGAUACAACCAAAUCCCACUCGCAGAAGAGGAUCAAGACAAAACAGCUUUCAUCGCGGAAUACGACAUGAAAUUAAACCCUCUAAAAUGUACGUUUGGGGGAAAGGCUGGAAAAUUCUUAGGCUUCAUGCUAACCAGCAGAGCUAUCGAAGCAAAUCUAGAAAAGGUGCAUGCAAUAAUAGAAAUGAAACCCCUAGCUUCAAUAAAAGAAGUGCAGCACAUUAUGGGAAAAAUUGUGGCAUUAGGAAGAUUUUUGUCAAAAUCUGCAGAAAGGUGCUUGCCCAUCUUUAAAAUCCUGCGAGGAAAGAAAAACUUUGAAUGGACGCGAGACUGCUAUAAAGCUUUUGAACAAUUGAAAGCAUACCUGGCAUCUGCACCCUUGAUUAGCAAACCUAGCCCCAGAGAGACAUUAUUCCUGUACAUAGCGGCAACAACAGAAGCAGUUAGUGCAGCUUUAAUCAGGCAAGAACAAAAAAGGCAAAGACCUGUGUACUUCGUAAGCAAAGUAUUGCAAGAACUAGAAAAAAGGUACGCACCUUUAGAGAAACUAGCAUAUGCAGUAAUCAUAGCAGCCAGAAGACUGAGAUAUUACUUUCUGGGGCACAAGAUUACAGUCCUCACCAAUUAUCCAUUGAGACAUGUAUUACACAAACCAGACUUGGCAGGAAGGCUGGUAAAAUGGAGCAUUGAGCUUACAGAAUUUGAUGUGGAAUUCCAUCCACGAAAAGCUACAAAAGCUCAGAUUUUGGCGGACUUCAUAAUAAAACUGAGUAAGGAAGAAAAAGCUGCGCUUGACACACCUUUACCAACACCCCUAGCAAAACGACAAUCAUCAGAAAUAGAAGAAGAGCAAGCAAGGGUAAUUCCACCAGAUCUUUGCUGGGUCCUCCAUGUUGAUGGAUCAUCAAGUGAGAAUGGGAGUGGCGCAGGAAUCAUACUGACAUCACCAAAAGGAGAAACCUUUGAAUACGCAUUGAAGUUUACAUUUGAGGCAUCCAACAAUAGAGCAGAGUACAAGGCUCUGCUAGGAGGACUUUGGUUAGCAAAAGCUGUGAAUGCAGAAUACAUAAAAAUAUUUAGUGAUUCACAGUUAGUAGUAAACCAAGUAAAAGGAGAUUUUAACGCUCAGGAAACAGUAAUGACAAAAUACCUGGAAAAAGCUGCGCAACUCCUUAAACCGUUCAAAGGAUACGAAAUGCACCAUAUAAAAAGAACUGAAAAUUCAAAAGCCGAUGCGUUGGCUAGAUUAGCAAGUUCAGGAGUCACAGAAUCGGGAAAAGAGAUAUACGUUGAGGAACUGAGCUCCCCCUCAAUAUCUGAAGAAGAAAUCCUGGAAAUAGAAGAAGAAGAAGAAGAAACCUGGAUGAAUCCAAUCAAAAGAUACCUCUCUAAUGGAGAUUUACCUGAAGACAAGAAAGAAGCACAGAAAUUGAAAAGAAAAGCAGCGUGGUAUACAAUCCUUGGUGACCAUCUUUAUCGAAGAUCAUACACACAGUCAUGGCUCAGAUGUCUAACACCCAACGAGGCAAGAAUCGUAAUGGAAGAAAUUCACGAAGGAGAAUGUUCCAACCACAUAGGACUAGAAAACGAAGGAAAAACACCAGAGCAAAUUGAGCAGAGAUUUGCUUCAGUAGCUUACCCAGAAUCAAAUGGACAGGCAGAAGCUGCCAACAGAAUCAUAUUAGAUAGCCUGAAAAAGAAGGUAGGAAAGGCAAAGGGCGCAUGGACAGAAGAACUACCGUACACAUUAUGGGCCUACAGAACCAUGUACCACACAUCCACCGAUGAGACCCCAUUCAAUUUAACAUACGGAACAGAAGCAAUGAUUCUAGUAGAAACCAAAAUUUCAACGCAUAGAACCAGCCAUUACAACGAACACAAAAACAGAGAGACUUUAAGAGCCAACCUGGAUUUACUAGAAGAAGUUAGGGACUUAUCGCAAAUACGAAUGGCAAGUUACCAUAGAAAAGCAGAAAAAUAUUACAAAAACCUAUGCAAAGGAGAUUGGGUACUAAGAAAAGCAGAGGUCUCAGAAAGAAAUCCCCGAGAAGGAAAGCUACGCUUAAGCUGGGAAGGACCAUACCUCAUCAAGGAAGAUUUAGGCAACAGAGCCUUCAAGUUGAUAUGCCCCAAUGGAGCAAUAAUCCCACGGACCUGGAAUGCUGCGCACCUUAAGAAAUACUACCAGUAAGCAAAGGAAAGUAAUCUUGUAAAGUACUCCCCAUCAAUAUUGCGACUUUUAUCUAAAUAAAAUGAGAAAUUUAGC
Molecule: messenger RNA, 2883 nt
Organism: Rubroshorea leprosula
Lineage: Eukaryota; Viridiplantae; Streptophyta; Magnoliopsida; Malvales; Dipterocarpaceae
Source: the annotation of a GenBank genome assembly